Molecule: messenger RNA, 1422 nt
Organism: Clonostachys solani
Lineage: Eukaryota; Fungi; Ascomycota; Sordariomycetes; Hypocreales; Bionectriaceae
Source: the annotation of a GenBank genome assembly
AUGAGCUACUACUGUCUCGGCUCCCAGAAUCUCUGGCGAGACCACAAAUUCAAAUGGACACGGUUUAUUGGACUCGAGAUUUGGCAUACCUCCUCCUCCUCCUCUGGACAUCAAAAGAUUGAGGAGCAAGUCCUCCAAGAGGACAACCUCGAGGCCUGGCUCAAUCGACCUCCUAACAAACAGGACUACGAUGGCAAUCAAUGGACACGUCUAUACCAGAUGGUCAUCGCAAGCGACGAUGGCAAAAAAACCGCCCGCUCUUCGCCUGGGACAUGUCUUUCGGCAUUACUUAGCCACUCCCAGCUUCAGUUUGCAUUCGACUACGCGAUGAGCUAUCCAGCCGGGGUAAGCGCAUUACCUUGUCAAGCGGCUGGUGGCGACGAGAUUCAUACCUACACUUUGGCUAACCAUCCAAAACUUGCGUUGUUGUGGAAGCAUGUUAUACCAAGAGCACUCGAGUGCGACGACACUACCUUCCAGGAUGAGGAGGCAGCGUUAACUAAGCUAGGAUUGACUAAACCUAGUGGCCAUACUUUUGGAAUCAUAUUUGUUGAUUCCAAGGAGUAUGAAAACCUAUCCAAGCUCAUCCACCGCCAAUGGUCUACCAACCUCGUAUCACAUCCCAUGUUCUUAGCUCUCAUCUCCAGUUUGCAUCUUAAUUUCCGCAUCGACAGCAUACAUCAGCGCAUCAAGACAGAGAUCAGACGUGUUGAAGCACGAACAGGCCAUCACUGUUUCAACAGUCUCCAGCAGUUCCCAGCCCCCGGUGACCUACGGGAGCUGUUGGCAACCAUGAGCGGGUUUGCGACCAAGCUGGCGGGCACAACCCGCAAGAUGGAGUUUCUCCAUGAAAUUUAUCGAUUCAUUCAUACUCAGACUGACAUAAACUACGACGGUCACAAACCAGACUCGAUAGAGGGAGAAGAAUGUAAGCAUUGCAUGGACAUGGGUCAUCAGGUCAGGCUGAUGCAGCAUCGACUUGCUAUGCAGCAUCUUGAAAACGAUUUCAUUCUAGCUCGGGUUGAGGUACAAAUGAAUGCUAUGUUCCAUCUCACCGCGCAGCAGGACAGCGUAAAUGGGAUCCAGAUUGCAAAUGCGACGCAAGCCACCGCAGUUGUUUCCCUUCAAGAAUCAUCAUUCAUGAAAAUCCUCACCCUCAUGGCUAUAACAUUCUUACCCGGGAACUUUGUAGCUGCUCUCUUCUCGACCUCUCUCUUCGGCCCGGAGACUGCUGCCAACAUGAUAACGAUUGCUAAUAAACCGCUGUUUGCGUUGUACUGGAUCAUUACUAUCCCACUUACACUCUUCAUCUACAUCGUCGUCAUUGUAUGUGUGUUCGUGCAGAAUAGGAAUACACAGAAGAAAAUUCGCCAUGCACAGGACCAAUUGGCCAAUGGAUCACAAGAGCGAAAAACUUCUUAG